Molecule: messenger RNA, 3099 nt
Organism: Hemiscyllium ocellatum (epaulette shark)
Lineage: Eukaryota; Metazoa; Chordata; Chondrichthyes; Orectolobiformes; Hemiscylliidae
Product: cytosolic carboxypeptidase 4
Exons: 23
Coding region: 1-3099 (1032 amino acids)
Biological process (GO): protein side chain deglutamylation; C-terminal protein deglutamylation; proteolysis
Molecular function (GO): zinc ion binding; metallocarboxypeptidase activity
Source: RefSeq, a predicted model, not a curated record
AUGUUGAAUAGUUCGUAUGAUGUGCAAAAUACUCUCAGCAUCCUGCAAAUUCUGGAUGAAUUGCUAUCGGCGGGGACAGUCAAAAGGAUCCGUUACAUGAUUUCUAAAGGAGGCAGUGAGGCACUCUUACACACACUUAUUAACAUGACCAGAAUAUUUCCUCCAAAUUACGAUGUCCUCUUGCCUCUAUUGCACUUGAUCAUCAAAGUUGGACAAAGAGACAAGAGGUUUGGACAGAAAGCUCAAGAAAUUGGAGCCAUUAAUGAGACCUUGAACCUACUGAAGCACAGUCUACCACAGCCCAAGUACGUCACUCCCUGUUUGUGGGUUCUCAAGAUCUAUGCUACAAGUGUUGUAACUGGUGCUGCACUCGGUAAGAGUGGAAUUACAAGACUGCUGUUCAAACUGAUAUCUCCGUAUACAACCAGGAACACAAAGGCUGUAAGAGCAGCCAUUGAAGCUCUUUCAGCUUUAUUGAAAUCGAAAUGGAACUGCAGGAGGGCAGUGGACAAUGGAUACAUCCACAGGCUCCUGAAGUUGUAUCAGGAUUGGCACCAACGAGAUACACAGAACAAGUUCACCUCCAUUCACAAAGCUCUGCUUAACUGCAUUAAGAAUAUCACAAACAUCCAGGCUGGGAAGAAAGCCUUUCUGCAGGCAGAUGGCAUGCGGGUGCUGCUCAGGGCCUCCCAGGCUUAUGGCAGUAGUCCAGGCCAACAGCCCGUGAUCAAGUUGGCGACACAAGUCAUGCGGAAGUGUCACCCCAAACAGCCUCUUCCUUUGUUAACAGUUAGAAGUUGCUAUUCAUUUUUACUCCCGAACACAGCGGACUCCCAGCCACUGGCCUGUCCCAGCAUGUUUCCUCAAGAGGUCAUUACAAUGAAAGAAGAUGAUGAAGAACAGGAUGAUGAAGACAACAUUGAGAAUGAAGAACCAGUGUGUAAUGAAGAUGAUGAUGAUCUUGAAACAGAUUUAACACGGCUGAGGCCAAAUCCACAACUCGAUAGAGCUGUGGAGGAGCUCAAACAAUAUGAAAGACUUUGCCCAGAACUUACUGGAUAUUUUCAGGAUUCAGGCAGAAAUCCCAAUGGACCAAGUGGUGGGUGCACUUUGAACCCUUCAAAACAUAAAACGAAGAAGAUGCAUCUGAGUAUGCAGAGACCCAGUGUGGAUUCAUCAAAAGCAUGCAUUCAAACUAUGACUGGUGAAGAACGAUCUCACUUUCUCAGUCAGAGCUGGUCUAUUGACAGUGAGCAGAAUGGUCAACAUGCUGGGUAUGAGCUUUCACAAAUGCGUAGAGAGAUGGUUCCAUUCCACGAUCCACAUGUUUACACCACGAUGGCAGAGAAAACAAGAUCAGCCUCCGAUUACAAAUCACUAGCGUUUCCAGAUUAUUGGGGUCACAUCUCUCCUGUCUAUCAGGAGCCACUGACUGGUCAGUGGUCUGGACAUCAAAGGGACAAGAUAUUUGAAGAUAUUCAACGUUUAGUCAGUCCGGGGGAUAUUCUAAACAAAGUCGUUUUUGAUGCUGACAGUCUUCCAUUGGUUACAUCAGAAGAUGACAUUUCCCUGAAGUUCUACUCACAUUUUGAGUCUGGCAAUCUUCGCAAAGCAAUUCAAAUUCGCAAGUAUGAAUAUGAUUUGAUUAUGAAUGCUGACAUCAACACAGAGCUUCAGCACCAGUGGUUUUAUUUUAAGCUCAGUGGCAUGAGAGCUGGAAUCCCCUAUCGAUUCAACAUCAUUAAUUGUGAGAAGACCAAUAGUCAGUUCAACUACGGUAUGCAGCCAGUGAUGUACUCUGUCCAUGAGGCAUUGUGUGGAAGACCACAUUGGAUUCGUGUGGGUUCUGAUAUCUACUAUUACAAAAACCAUUACUGCAGAUAUAAUGCAGCUACAAGAGGGCAGAAGGAAACAUCAUACUAUACCUUGACAUUCACCAUCACUUUCCUACACUCGAAGGAUGUCUGCUACCUGGCAUAUCACUACCCAUAUACCUACUCAACACUAAUGACUCACCUGCACCUCCUCGAGGAGUCACUAAAUCAUGAUCAGGUUUAUUUCCGGCAUCAGACAUUAUGUUCUACACUCGGCGGUAACAGGUGCCCAGUGAUCACGAUUACUGCUAGUCCUGGAGCUCAAUGUGAACAGUUGCGUCAAUUUUGGAAUCGGCAGUACGUGGUGCUAACAGCCCGAGUCCAUCCAGGGGAGAGCAACGCCAGCUGGGUCAUAAAGGGCACACUGGAGUUUCUUAUGAGUAAUGAUCCCAUUGCUCGCAGUCUACGGGAGUCCUACAUUUUCAAAAUCAUUCCCAUGCUAAAUCCUGACGGGGUCAUCAAUGGCUGCCAUCGCUGCUCUUUGAGUGGAGAGGAUUUGAACAGGCAAUGGUCCGAUCCAAAGCCUGACCUUCAUCCAACUAUUUAUCAUACAAAGGGUCUCCUCAGCUACAUGAGAAGUAUUGGCAAGACCCCACUGGUUUAUUGUGACUACCAUGGGCAUUCACGGAAGAAGAAUGUCUUCAUGUACGGAUGCAGCCUUAAGGAGACACUGUGGCAGGCAAGGUCCAGCAUUGACACAGCAACAUUGAAAGAGGAUAUUGGAUAUCGGACCAUCCCCAAAGUCCUGGACAAGAUCUCCCCGGCAUUUGCCAUGAACCGCUGCUGCUUUUUGGUCCAGAAGUCGAGGGAAGCGACUGCACGUGUGGUGGUUUGGAGAGAGAUUGGGGUUCUCCGGAGCUACACGAUGGAGAGCACUUACUGCGGCUGUGAUCAGGGCAAAUACAGUGGUCUCCAACUUGGAACCCGGGAACUGGAAGAAGUGGGAGCUAAGUUCUGUGCAGGGCUCCUGAAGUUAAAGAAAGAGGAAUGGUCAUGUAGCAAACAGCUGAUAACUGAAGGUGGCACUGUAUUUGAUUCUGAUAAUGAGCUCCCGAAUGAUAGACACGUGACACCCAGCGAUGGGAGUGUAGAUGAUGAACCACCGUGCCCAGAAGAGAUAGAUUACGACACAGACAAUUGCACUGAGGAAGAUGAUGACUCCAUUGAUCUUGCCACUGAGCUCAGCGGGAGCUCUGAGGAUGAACUCGAGCUUGAUAAAAAUUGA